Molecule: messenger RNA, 363 nt
Organism: Echinostoma caproni
Lineage: Eukaryota; Metazoa; Platyhelminthes; Trematoda; Plagiorchiida; Echinostomatidae
Source: the annotation of a GenBank genome assembly
AUGUUAAGCCCGAAGGAUAUGCCCAGCUACGAUCCUGAUGAAGCCUCCGGUCAAGUGAUGACCGUGUUCAAAUAUAUUGAGGAUAAGGAUGUCUUUCAAAAAUUUUAUAGCAAAACUUUGGCUCGGCGCCUUGUAAACAAUCAGUCCAGUUCUGAAGAUGCCGAGGCUUCUAUGAUCUCAAAAUUGAAAGAAGCAUGUGGUUUCGAGUACACAGCCAAGCUGCAGCGUAUGUUCCAAGAUGUGAAUUCCACUCGUGAACUGAAUGCUAAAUUCCUCAACUACCUACAGAAUCAAGAUCCUGCUGUCAUUAGUAUUCCCAAAGGCUUGCCGUAUUUCGCUGUGGAUCGCACGUGCUCUCGUUAA